AUGGAAUUUCAUAGGAACAUUGGCAAUGAUCUCACAACUAUUGAUCGUAAAAGAAAAGGUUCAUUUGAUGAUGUUAAGGAAGACGUAAAACCGACUCCGUCUGAAAACUUCAAGAAGCGUCUACUAGAUUUCGACUACGAUUCCGAUAGUUAUGGUGAAUAUGAAGAAAGUGAUGCCGAAAAGGUCAAUUGUUUGGAUGAAGGAGAAGAGAUUCUCAAUAUCACCAAUUUCUCAUUCGACGAGUGGGUUGAUACAUGCAAUAGUGAAAGAUGGACUUUAAACAAUGGCGAGAAAGUUAGAGACGUUUUGCUAAGAAUGACACAAAAUGCAAUUAAAAAACUUGACAAAUCGAAAAGGAUUGACGGGAAGAUUUUGAGUGUCAUAAGGCUUGGUCUUUCAUCAAUCAUUGAUUUAUCAUCGGAAUUUGAAGAAGGUAUGCAUACCUGGUUUGGUCAAGAUUGGGAGGAUUUGAAAGCGAAAUGUUCGAGUAAAAUAAAGUUUGAAAUCAAAAGAUUCGAAGGAAACACUUUGGCUGAUAUAAUUAAGAUUGAAGAGCUAUGUACUUCAUAUAAAUAUUGGGAAGCGUGGUCAUAUAUAUUGGACAGGAUGAAAGAAAGGCCUAGUGAUGAUGCUCACCGUCAAGUUUUAAGGAUAUAUUUUUAUGUGGGUGAAACUGUAUCCAAACCUACUUUAAAUCGAAAAAUUGAUCUAAGAGUGUUGACUGUUGGUGAUGACAGAGAUUUGUCACACUCGGAAUUUGCACGCAAAGCAACACCAUUAAAAAUAAUCAAGGACCGCAUCGAAGAUUCAACAAUAUUUGGGUUGCAAUCCGCCGGUCUAGAAGGUCAAAUUUUUGCAGUCGACUUGCUUGACGAGGGAUUGUACUUUAGCCUGAAUGGGCCUUCUUUCAGAUUCCCUGCGCAAUUAAAUGACAUCAGAGGAUUGAGAAACACACUGGAAGUUUUGUAUCUUUUUAAGGCGAAUAUCGCCAAUAAAGCCAAAUAUUUAUCUCAUAAUGAUGGCAACCGGAUCACAAAGAUACUCGAUACAAAAUCAAUUGCGAAAAAGCCUCAACACAUCAAGGUUGGUUACAUUAAGAAGACGUACUUUACGCCAAAGGAAUCUUUGAUCAAUGAAAUCAAGACUAUAUCUUCGCAGACAUAG
This is a messenger RNA of Acaulospora colombiana, 1164 nucleotides long. The record is from the annotation of a GenBank genome assembly. NCBI's taxonomy places the organism in Eukaryota, Fungi, Glomeromycota, Glomeromycetes, Diversisporales, Acaulosporaceae.